GAUUGGUGAGGAAGAUUAGUUGCUAAUAAUUAAGACAGAAGCAUACGUGGCAGCUUAGGGUUCACCCCAAGUCCUAAAAAAGCUCCCCCCUACCCUUCCCCCAUUUCCCCCCAAACCCAAACGCUGUCGACACUCGACACUCCCUCACCCACUCUCUCUCUUCCAAAUUCAUGGUCCCACCGGCCACCGGCUGCCGGAAUCGGAGGCCAUGAACGGCGGCGGCACCGCCACCUUCCGAUCCAUCCUCGACAAGCCUCUCAACCAGCUCACCGAGGAUGACAUUUCUCAGCUCACUCGCGAAGACUGUCGCAGAUUCCUCAAAGAAAAAGGGAUGCGCAGGCCUUCCUGGAACAAAUCGCAGGCGAUCCAACAGGUCAUUUGCCUCAAAGCUCUUCUCGAACCUUCCGACGAUGACGCUCCUCCCGCCAUGCACCAGGCCAAUUUCACUCAACCUAUUCCUAAGGCCCCGCCUCCUGAACCACCCGCUUUUCAUGCCGCCGACGACUUUCACAACUCUCCCUCUUCUGGGGAAAAACCUACGGAAACCAAUGAUACCAACCUUGCUAGCCCCAGAGGGUGUGCAACUAGUGGAUCAUUUGGACAAAUGACAAUUUUCUAUUGUGGUAAGGUGAAUGUCUAUGAUGGAGUCUCACCUGAUAAGGCUCGAGCAAUCAUGCAGCUUGCAGCAAAUCCUGUCCAGGUUACUCAAGAUGAUCCAAUAAAUGGAAAUGCAGCAGUUUGGACUUCUCCUUGCCACAUGACCAUGGAUGUCCCUGUUGAUACAACAAUACUUCAGGUUGCUCAAGCAGGUAAUAAGAUGUUGGAAUAUCCUCUGCCAUACAGAGAGAAAGGGAGCAUAGUUCGUGAUGCUGAGGGUCAGGCAAGCAGAAAAAUGUCAUUGCAGCGAUAUCUUGAAAAGCGUAAGGACAGGGGAAGAUUGAAAGGCAAGAAAUUGACGGGGAUAACUUCAUCUAACUUCGAGAUGUAUUUGAACCUUCCAGUGAAGGUCCAUGCGUCAAAUGGGAAUUCAAGCCGUAGUAGUACUAGCUCUCCACCACAGCCUCGACUGCCUCUAGUUUCCAGUGGUUCAGCUGACAACCAGAUAAAAGUUGCACUUCCCAUUGAUCUCAAUGACAAAGAUGUUCAAGAAUGCUAAAAGUGAAACUAGAUAGAUUAUGCAGGGUUGGGAGUCGUAGAUGAUCGAAGGGAGAUGAUCAAUGUAUAGGAGGCUACUGCAAGACUUGGAAGUGCUCUUAGACUGGUCAAUUUUAGUAUGUUUAACUGCUGGGCAAAUUUCUUUCGUUUAGGAUAGCGGAGUGUCGUGCUUACCUGAUCAAUUUUGUAAUAUCAGCCAUCUAAUUUCAUCCUCUGGGAAUUUCUUGUUACUGAAGUUUUAAGGUUUUGUGAGCUGAAAUGUAGAGCUAGGAGCAGCCAUUUUCCUACGAAUAUAAGAUAUGUAAAUUCAUUGCGCUGCUUGUUGUUAAAUGUUAAUAGCUUUUGUGCAAGCCAAACUAGUCUCUUACUCUUCCCGUGUUUGUUUACUCCAUUGUUGAUUUUGAAUGUUUCAGUUUGUAUGACUACUAGUAGUUUCGCUGAAUGUUGAUAUUUUGUAUGCCAUAAUGUCAUCCUUUUAGCCGCGGACAGCCUUUGAAUUUGACAAGAAAAAUAAUUGUU
Molecule: messenger RNA, 1674 nt
Organism: Cajanus cajan (pigeon pea)
Lineage: Eukaryota; Viridiplantae; Streptophyta; Magnoliopsida; Fabales; Fabaceae
Source: RefSeq, a predicted model, not a curated record